Molecule: messenger RNA, 747 nt
Organism: Carassius auratus (goldfish)
Lineage: Eukaryota; Metazoa; Chordata; Actinopteri; Cypriniformes; Cyprinidae
Product: transmembrane protein 179B-like
Exons: 5
Coding region: 73-747 (224 amino acids)
Source: RefSeq, a predicted model, not a curated record
GCACAGCAGUUCGAAGAGCACAUGAAUGGUGCAUCCGGCUGCUUGACUCCGUGAGACAGUGACUGUGAGAGCAUGUUCAUGAUGGGACUACCAUGGCUGCUAGUUCUGGAGCUUGUCCUUUACGCUGGCUGUUUCAUCUGCGGGGUGAUAGCUGCUGCUUGGAUGACACUCACUCAGGGCCACUUUGAUGGACGGUGCAUCCUCUAUGGAAGUGUUCAUUAUAAUGCAUCUGGCCAGGCUCUGACCGUAGAAGGCUCCAGUUCUCCUUCAGUCUGCUAUUUCGUGUCUGCCAUUUCUGUGUGCAUGGCUAUUUACUGCUUUUCCCUUAUUCUUUACUGGAUCUAUGCCAGCUGUGUAGAUGAGGAUGUGAGAAGGGGGGCUGUUUCUCUCAACACUUCUCUGGGAGUCUGUGGUCUUCUUCUGUUUGUUCUCAUGGUAUCAGGAUGUAUUCUCAAGAUCGGUCGAGACAGCCUUUGUUUCUCUGUCCUUCACAACACUCCCUCUAUUACAAGUUGUGAAGAUGCAGAGAAUAAAACUUGGGCCCAUCCAUACACCGGAAAUCGGUUCUACACAGGACUGUACAGUACUGAGAGAUCUAUGUGGGUAAGCUUCUUCUUCUGGGUGUUAAUAACGGCUGUGGUGGUCAUACAGAGACGCCAGAGCUCAAGGUUGAAGGUUUGGGGUGAUGAUGAAUUUAGCCGUGCUGAGACAGAGCCCUUCCUCCAUCGCCCAUCCCGCCAGAGAUAA